AUGCCGCCCAUAUUCAUGCACAAGCUCCUUCCUCUGACGACAUACCGAAGCUGGGAAUUCACCCAAGACACCUCCCUCUCCACCCUCACCGAUACCGCACGUGAACUCACCUUCGCCUCCCGCACGCUCCUAUCGCGCCUCCGCGCCCUCGUCGAAGCCUGGCACUCCUUCUACUCCACCUGCGAGGCACUACACUCUCCCCAACUCUCUCACAUGCUCGUCGAGCCGGUCGUGCGCGAACAGCUCCUCUCCGCCUGCUUACGCUGCUACCGCACGCGCCUCACCGCGCUCCGCGCCAUCUCCCGCUUCCUCGUCGCCGCCUCCGCCUACUCCCUCUCCCGCCCCGACGCAAAGCACCCCGACAGCCAUCCGAGCUCGAACCACCCCCACCCUGCUCGCCGAAAGAAGCGGGCCACCGAGGCGGUGCGCAGCGCGACGCUCUUACGGGAGUGGUUGCACGAGCGAGAGUGCGCAGAGCCGCUCGCGGUCGUGCGGCAGUGCACGGAGAUGAGCGCGGAGGACGUGUUCCGUGCGGGGGACGCGCGCGAGCUGCUCGCGUCGCUGAAGCAAAUCGAAGGCGCCGCGUGCUGA
Messenger RNA from Punctularia strigosozonata HHB-11173 SS5, 591 nucleotides. RefSeq lists its product as uncharacterized. NCBI's taxonomy places the organism in Eukaryota, Fungi, Basidiomycota, Agaricomycetes, Corticiales, Punctulariaceae. The record is from RefSeq and is a predicted model, not a curated record. The coding region runs from base 1 to 591 and encodes 196 amino acids. The transcript has 2 exons.